AUGCACAGGACGGCUGGGCCAUCGCUCCGCGUGCCAGGCGUCCGGGACGGCCGGGUAUCGGCUCCGUACUUUGAGCCCUCUUGGGCCACCCUCGCGCGCGUCCACCGGCCGACAGAGCACCGCUUGGGCGACUCAGACGGCCCGCCCGACCAGCGCGUUCGAUCGUGCCGCCCCCACAGCGUCAGUGGCGUGCGUGGGGUGGCAGGCGGCGUCCGCGCAGCCCCUCGGGCGCAAGACGGCACGGCACGUUCAACGCUUGCCUCGGCCCACCUCGCCUUCACGCCCGCCACCGCGACCAAGGAGGUGGCCUCGGCGGCCCAGAUGAAGCCUGUGCGGCUCGUUUGGGAGCCGCAUGCCGUCCCUCUCUCGCCGGCGCUGCUCACCACGCCCAAGCCUACGCCGAGGAACCCAUCGCGCCCGUCGCUCACGAGCUGGUGGCUCGCAUCGACCGAGCCGUCCAGCUUUCUCACGCCCUGCCCACGAUCAAAUUCGAGACGACCAACAUCCGACCACAAAAAAGGCCCGCGCGUGCUGCGCGGGCCGGCGAGCGACUAG
Molecule: messenger RNA, 555 nt
Organism: Emiliania huxleyi CCMP1516
Lineage: Eukaryota; Haptophyta; Isochrysidales; Noelaerhabdaceae
Exons: 2
Coding region: 1-555 (184 amino acids)
Source: RefSeq, a predicted model, not a curated record